AUGACUGUCAAUCUCCACUGCCUAGCUGAUGUCUGUCUUAUUCCCAUUGGUACCGGGAAAACCUCUGUCCUGGAUGAGGUGGCAAUCAUAACCAAAUUGGCUCGCAAUUCUCAUUUGGAAUGUACUUUGCAUUCUGCUGGGACUACCAUAGCAGGACCAUGGUCUGAAGUCAUGGAGUUGAUUGGUCAGUUCCAUGUGGUUUUGCACGAGAAGGGUGUUGUUCGGAUCCAAAGCGAUAUCCGGGUUGGUACCAGAACAGACAAGAACCAAAAGCCGCAGGACAAGAUUGAUGUUGUGGAGCAGAAGAUCAAGAAUUUAUAA
This is a messenger RNA of Clavispora lusitaniae ATCC 42720, 321 nucleotides long. RefSeq names its product Ecm15p (gene ECM15). The record is from RefSeq and is a predicted model, not a curated record. Gene Ontology annotation, cellular component: cytosol. NCBI's taxonomy places the organism in Eukaryota, Fungi, Ascomycota, Pichiomycetes, Serinales, Metschnikowiaceae.